CAUGCGCACGGGGAACCAGGGGGCUGGGAUCAGCACGCACGUCUCCACGAGGUGAAGGAGAGAUGGAGGCCUCGGUUUCUACCCCACCGUCAGCUUCAACCGCAACUUCAGCUUCAGCGACCCCGGCCGACCUGGAGCAGCUAGACGAAGCGCAGGUUAAAAAGGCGGUAGAAGCUCUGUUGGCACAUUCCAAAUCCAGGAAAAACGCGAAUGGAUUGCUUUUGAAUGAGAAUGAAAAUUUCUUUUUAAUGGUGGUAUUAUGGAAAAUUCCAAGUAAAGAACUGAGGGUCAGAUUGUCCUUGCCUCAUGGUAUUCGAUCAGAUUUAGCAGAUAUCUGUUUAUUUACCAAAGAUGAACCCAAUUUAACUCCUGAACAGACAGAACGUUUUUAUAAGAAGCUUUUGAACAAGCAUGGGAUUAAAACUAUUUCUCAGAUUAUUCCCCUCAGAACUUUAAAAAAGGAAUAUAAAGCCUAUGAAGCCAAGCUUCGCCUCUUGGGUAGUUUUGACUUCUUCAUUACGGACGCCAGGAUCAGGCGGCUCUUACCCUCACACCUAGGGAGACAUUUCUACAACAGAAAAAAAGUUCCAGUACCUGUAAACCUUCAGGCCAAGAAUUUAUCCAGAGAAAUCAGUGACUGUGUAGGAGGAACUGUCUUGAACAUCUCUAAAAGUGGUUCUUGCAGCACCAUCCGCAUCGGCCACACGGGGAUGCAGGUUCCGCACAUAGUCGAAAACGUUGUUGCCGUUACAAAAAGGCUUUCACAGAAGCUGCCGGAGAAAUGGCAAAGCGUGAAGCUGUUGUAUGUGAAGACUGAGAGAUCGGUUUCCCUGCCUGUCUUUUCUUCAUUUGUCAGCAAUCAGGGUGAAGCCAGGGGACUACGCACACAAAGUCAGAAGAAAAAAGUAGCAAAGAAAAGCCAAAAGAAGAAAGAACAUCUUAAAAGACAACAGGAGAAGAAAGGAAACAAGAAGCUUACGAAACAGGCUAGAAAGGCUGCACCAGCCCCGACGACAGAUGCAGCAGCCCCCAAAACUGGUGGUGCUCCAGCCCAGGACCCUGGACCCCAGAAUGAAACCAGCGGGGUGAGUGCCCCACCUAAAGUGCAAGACGAGCCUGAAGAUGAGAUCCCACUGCUGGUACCAGUGAAGGAAACGCCAGCUGCAGGACGCGUAGAGAUACAAAAAGGUGCCACAGGAAAGAAGUCUCCAAAAAAGAAUCCUGGUCCCAACACACCUCAUGGGAAGAAGAGAAAGGCCUCCCCAGCUUUGGAGACCCCAUCAGCUGCAGCGCCCAAGACCCCAGGUAAAGGCCCAGGGAAGAAGGCAAGAAUCAAAGAAGAGGUGGAGAAAGAAAGAACCUCUUCACUGGGGAAAAAAGACCCAAGACAGACUCCCAAAAAGCCAGAGGCCAAGUUCUUCACUACUGCUAGUAAAUCUGCAAAGAAAGCUCCCCGUACCCCGAAACAGUGGCCCAAAAAACCAAAGUACCCCAGUCAACCUAAAAUCAGAGACUCAACCAGCAGGAAACUCAUCAGAGCUAUCUGAAGAGCUUGUAAAAAUAGCUGGGUCCUGACCCUCCAUUGCAACUGCUGAGUGAGGCCUAGACUUAAAUGUUUUUUAAAACUUCCACAAGUAAUUCUGAUAUGUGUUCAAGGGUAUAAGAACCAGUAGUUUGAGUAAAUCCAUUUAUUUCAUCACUCUUCUGUGUAUUUGCUAAUAUAAUAGAGGAAAAAUACCGUGCUUCUCUGUGGCUUUGUUUUUUAUUAUUAAAGUGUAACAUUUGUUCCUCAAUACUGUCGCUAUUCCAUACUUUCUUGAUUUCCCCUGCUUUAAACCAUUUGUUCACGUGGCAGCUCUAUGACAGUAAUUUGUGCAAACAUUUCCAAAGCUCAUCUGUGGGCCACUGAUGGGCUCACUGCAUGCAAAUCAGCCAUGGAACUUAGGACCAGUUCCAGUUUCUUGGCCUUCAUGCUGAGCUGGUCCAUCUUGGUGGGUCUUGGGAAAGGCCCUGGAAUCAAAAUUAAAGGAAUUGAUUCCAGGGCCCAGGUGGGGAUCAGCCCAGGUUGCAGAUCACUGAGUUAGCGUACAUCUGCUGAGGCACCGGAUCGAAUCCUGCACGCUGGAGGCAAGAAGAUAUUUAUCUUCCAUAAGCCUUUCCAUCUUUCCCCUGGUUACUCCUCAUGCUACAUAGAUUUACCUACAUGUGACAACGCUAGGGCAGGAAGCUUGGGAGAGUAGACUCUUAAACUCUGAGUCAUUGAUAUAUAUAUCCUGAGGCAGUAAAUGACUUUGCAGGCACUCAGCCUUUCGCUGGAUUUGAGCUGGGGUACACAUCUCUAGUAGUAAGUGACGUAGUCACUGUAAUACAGGAAAGGCUAAAGUGAGGCAUGCUUUCAAAGAUAAUAUGAGUAAAAGAAUAAAAGCUUUAGAUGGUUUUCCAGCAAGUCGAGGAUUCGAGACAGCUUUUUAAAUCAUGAAAGCCUCUGAAAUACAAAAUACCUUGCCUUUAAUUUCACAGUCCUUUCAAAGUGAGUAUACUACAUUUAAUGUAGGGGUUUAGUGUAAUUUACCAUAGAAACUAGGUUCUGUGGGCAGGUGGUCAGACAGACUUAUUUCACUUAUUCAAAGAUGUAAGCCAGCUGCUUUGCGUGGGGCAAACUCACCUACCUCGUCACAUAAUCUGUGCUCUCCGUGACAGUCUGCUGGGGAGAGCUGCGUGGUGUUUUAAUCCCACCCUCUAGCCAGCUAGAGAUUUUGCAACACCCAGUGGUUCUUUGGGCUGUAGCUUAGUCCCUGUUGAGUACGAUGGAGAUAUUUACCUUCCUGUUCCAUUGCGCAUCUAGUUUCCCUCUAGUAAAUUCUCAUAGUUCUCUGUGUUGAAAAGAGCAGAUUUAUUUAAGUUUCUUGAGCAGGAUGGUAGUUUGUGACAAUGGAAGGCCACAGUUGAGUUAGAAAUAAUUCCAAAUUGUAUAGAAAACGUUCAGAUCAUGGUGCUAGAUUUCCAAGGCUUAAGAAGGUUGAGGGGGCGCCUUACCUGGCGGCUAAAAGGGCUGUGAGCCGAUAAUGGCCUACGAGGGGCCAACAGGAGUCCUGGAAAUCUAUGCAGUGAAUUACGUUCUUUUGUGGGUUAAGAGGUGGAGUAUAUGGCUUAUGUUUCACUGGAAGUCAACACUGGAUUUCUGGAUUCGUCCUCCAUGCUGUAGAGAUUUAAUGGGCAAAACCAGAUCUGGUGGGAGAAACCAGCAUUUUUGUUGUGAAGAAAUAUUUGAAUCUUAAUUUGUUUUUUAGGAACUGUAAUAAGCAUGGAAAUUUUAAUGUUUUAAAUGCCUUGAAUGUAUUUAAGACUGUCCAAGUGUUCAAUAAAGUCACAUUGUAUUUCAUAG
Messenger RNA from Hippopotamus amphibius kiboko, 3385 nucleotides. RefSeq names its product ribosomal L1 domain containing 1 (gene RSL1D1). NCBI's taxonomy places the organism in Eukaryota, Metazoa, Chordata, Mammalia, Artiodactyla, Hippopotamidae. Gene Ontology annotation, cellular component: 90S preribosome. The record is from RefSeq and is a predicted model, not a curated record.